Mesorhabditis spiculigera is the source of this 1902-nucleotide messenger RNA. NCBI's taxonomy places the organism in Eukaryota, Metazoa, Nematoda, Chromadorea, Rhabditida, Rhabditidae. The record is from the annotation of a GenBank genome assembly.
AUGCUCGACUUUCGGGAAAUGGCUUUCACGGCCUUUCUCGAGCGGCACAUCCUCGUCAAGGAGGACUGGCUGGAUGAUUGUGUUCAACACCUGCAAAAACAUAAGGUUUUAAAUAGAAAGGAGGAUGUCGCUCAAAUCGUCGAGCAAUGGCUGUAUUCCGAUCUCGCCGACUCGACCUACCCGGCAAUUUGUCAGCUCCAACUAGACGUGACGAGGCCGAGAUUUGUGCUGCAGAAUCCGCUCGUUUUACAGAUAACGAAGCUGCUCAACAUUGGAAUGCCCGCUCAGGCACAGCUAAAAGGACUCACCGACCAGGUCGUCGACGAUUCCGGCUUCGAACCAUUGCUGGAUGAUAAGGGCGAGAAGAUUUUGGAGAAUGCCCCAAAAAGAUGCCUACUUCUCGACGCGAACGAUGGUGCGCAGCAGGUGUCAUUGCUGGAGUAUCACUCGGUGCCGAGUCUCUCGUUGAAGGUAGCCCCCGGCUCGAAGGUGCUUUUACUUCCGGGAAUUACCUGCCGUUCCGGUGUUUUCUACCUCACACAAAAGCACUGUCAACUUGUUGGAGGGGAUUCUCCGAAUUUCGCAUCCGGCCUUCCGAUCCCGGCCCUCCGAAGAAAGCUCGAUCUACCGUCCGUCAAAUUACCCGCUACAGCCCAACCCAAAGAUCAAGAUCGAAGUCGAAAUCCCGUUGCGAACCAAGCCGCUGCCUCCUCCUCGUCCACUUCCUCUGAAACGCUAUUUGCAGAAAUUCGGGACCAUCGCCGCAACAGUGCGCCGGGCCCUUCGGCCGUGAAGAAGAGCAAUCCGCCGUCUCAAAUUCUUUUCGACGAUGAUGACUUUGACAUGGACGAUGAUUGCAUUCUGGACGAGAAGCCGAACACGUCUUCUAGCAGCUUCACGAAUAACCUCAAAUUUCAACCCCAGCCUUACGCUAACAACCCCCGAAUUUUGCCCGCCGAUUCAACGAAGAGCCACUACUACAUCACGCCCACCAAGAAUGAGCGAAUAUUAGCCAACGAGACGCCGCCAAAACCGGACGUAAAAAGGACACAAGACAGAACCAAUUCAACCAUUGAACUGCCGGACGUCUCGCCGUUGAAGCAGGAGAUACCGGAUACGCCACCGCCAAAGAAUAGAAUAUCGACUACGAUAGCUCCGCCUGCACGUGAUAAGAUCCCGGAACACGUCGACGCUCCGCCGAUAAAGAAGCCAAAGCCGGUGGCGAUCGUCGGCGCCAAGGUGGUCAAGCAGGAGGUCAUCGAGCUGGACGACGAGCCGGUAUGGCAAUCGCCUUGCACCACGUUGUCGAACGCGCUGGCGCGACAGGAGCUCCUCGACAAAGAAACCGAAGCCACUCGCUACCUCAAAGAAUCCCCAGUCAAGACGAACAGCUUCAAGGUGCUGAAAUUGCCCUCAUCCGCAGAAGCCGGCAAAACCAUCGAGAUUCCGUGUCGUGAUGAGCCAACCGCCCGGAAAGCCUACAGCGAGCUCGGCAUCGUUCCGCUCACCGAAGCGCUGCUGCAACGCCGAUUUAUUGUGGGCAGUACGAGGAAAAAUAUUCAGGCUGUCGUUGCUGACAUUAGCGAUCCGCUGCGGAUUGUGGAUGGGUACUGGACGCAGACGGUGUUGCUAAAGGAUUCCUCAAUCACCGACAAGGGCGUGGCUUGUACAGUGUCGAACCAGGUGCUCGUCAACCUCAUCGGACUCACCCCCACGGAAGCUACGGAAAUUCGGCAUUCCGAGGACAAGCGGAAACGGAUAGAGGGCAAGGAACGGCUCGACUCCGCCGCCGAGUCGAUGGAGCGCACGGAUUUGGUUUUCGAGAUCGAAUUCUUCGCGCGAGACAGCGUGCUGCCCGUCAUCCGCGAUCUCCAGACGAUGGCUCAACGGUUGAAGAUUUUU